UCCCCAUCAGCUCUGUCACUUUUUGCGGGUGUACUAAUUUUUUGUAAUGAAAUUGGGUGCAAGGACGCGUGCGGAGUGGGGGCCGAUGCCGGCGUGACGGGCCGCCCUCCCCUGCAGACAGCAGCCGCCCACAGCGCUGCUUCCGUGUGGAGAAGGCUGGGUAUUAGCGAGCCGAGCGGAGCGGAGCGGAGCCGAGCCGGAGUCAUGGCUUAUCCAGGUUACGGAGCGCAAUUUUCUCAGUAUGGUGGUGCGCCAGGUGGUCCUGGUGGUGCAGGAUUUCCGGGGGCAGGCGGUUCGGGGUACCCAGGGGCUCCUGGAGCUGGAGGUUAUGGAGCAUUCCCAGGUCAACAGCAGGACCCACUCUAUGGAUAUUUUGCUGCAGUAGCUGGUCAGGACGGCCAUAUAGACGCUGAAGAACUUCAGAGGUGUCUUACUCAGUCCGGUAUCAGUGGCAGCUACAAACCAUUCAGCAUGGAGACCUGCAAGCUAAUGAUAUCCAUGUUAGACCGGGAUAUGUCUGGAACUAUGGGCUUUGCAGAGUUCAAAGAACUGUGGACAGUUCUGAGCAACUGGCGGCAGAACUUUGCUACUUUCGACAGGGACAGGAGUGGAACGGUGGAGCCUCUUGAGCUACAGCAAGCUAUUUCUACCAUGGGGUACAGAUUAUCUCCACAAGGUUUGAAUGGAAUAAUAAAGAGAUAUAGUACCCAUGGGAAGAUUUCAUUUGAUGACUAUGUGGCCUGUUGUGUGAAACUCAGGGCUUUGACUGAUGCCUUCAGAAGAAGAGAUGGUUCUCAGCAAGGGGUUGUCAGUUUUGCCUAUGAUGAUUUCAUUAUGUGCACCAUGUGUAUUUAACUGAAAAAAGGACUGCAAAGGAAACUAAGCUUCACAAAAGAACUGACCUCCACUUCUUGAGUGCCAGCCAAGCGGUCACAAUGUUAUGCAAUGUUAUACAAAAUGUAUAAAGAGAGAAGUGCAUGAAAAUAGAUAAUUAUAGUAUAUUUGGCUAAUUAUAUAAUGCUGCACCAGGUAACUGCUGUGAGAUUAGUUAUAACAUAUUAAUUAUGGACACUGAUUUUUUUUACUGAAUUCUACCAAAUAAUGCUUGAUUUGAUAUUAUAUAAUAUGCAAGCUUAUAAAAGUAUUAAAAAUCUAGAUUCCAUUAUGAAUAUAAUCAAAUUAAAAUACUUGCACACA
Hypanus sabinus (Atlantic stingray) is the source of this 1197-nucleotide messenger RNA. Its product is annotated as sorcin-like. Gene Ontology annotation, molecular function: calcium ion binding. The coding region runs from base 205 to 855 and encodes 216 amino acids. NCBI's taxonomy places the organism in Eukaryota, Metazoa, Chordata, Chondrichthyes, Myliobatiformes, Dasyatidae. The transcript is spliced from 8 exons. The record is from RefSeq and is a predicted model, not a curated record.